Molecule: messenger RNA, 1982 nt
Organism: Linum trigynum
Lineage: Eukaryota; Viridiplantae; Streptophyta; Magnoliopsida; Malpighiales; Linaceae
Source: the annotation of a GenBank genome assembly
AUAUCUAUAUUAAAUAGGUUUAAUAUUGAAAAAAUAUCAUAAUUCUCUCACAAUCUACAAUAUAAAUAUAUUUUGUAUAAACAUUUAAUAAAAUAGUUUUAACACAGGUUGAGUCGGAUAUCUACAUGUUAAUAACCAAAACCCCCCACCCAACCUAAAAUAGGCGUAUUCCGCAAAAGAUAACCCUGCCCAAUGUUAAACUUUGAUUUUAUCUAUAAUACGUGUGGAUUGGAUUGAAUGGGUGGGUUGGAUAAGGGCUAUUUUUGUUCACAGCCUUUUACGUUUAUUGUGAACUACCUAAUAGUCCUUGGGCUUGAGCCCAAUUCAUCCUUAAUACCCCGUCUAGAAAAUGUAGAGCCGUUCGGCGUUAGCCCACCGCAGUGAACAAAACAAACAUGAACGAAACUGAAAAGAAAAGGAAGGGGAAAUAGAUAAUCAAGCGCUUUGCUUCAAUUUCCAGAAAUUGGCAUUCAUAUCAUUUACCCGAAGGUCUCUCCCUCCAAUUGUCAUCACCUCUGAAGUUAGGGUUUGUGGUUCAGCUCUGAUCUCUCUCGGGGAAAGCUCAAUUUCUUCCCUUUUCGAAGCUCCCCCUUGGAGUGUGAAUUUCUGGUUUCUCGUACCAGGUUAAAAGGGAAACAAUGUCGGACGGCUACUGGAACCAGCAGCAACAACCUUCUCUUCUCCCCGCUGGCGGCAUGCUUAAGCGGCCUCGCACUGAGUAUGAUAUGCAAAAUUCUGGAGUUCCUGCAGGCUAUGAUAUGAAUAGUUACUAUGGAAAUGCAAGAGAUGGUGGGACUGGGUAUCAGCCUGUGAAAGACACAAAGACGAUUGUAUCAGCAUAUGAGCGCUAUCUUCAAAAUCAAGGUCUUCCUACUGCUUCUAGAGAAGCGAAUGCAUUCGGUGGAGGUGUCGGAAUGGCAAGUCUCCCAACCGUAGAUUCUGCUGUAAUGGACCGUUCUAGAGCAACAGUUCCAGAUAUGACAACCAAUGGUUAUGGUGGCCCGCCAUCAGGAGGAGCAAGUUCAUUACCUCGACCUGGUCGUGAUACAGUACCUCUUCCUCCCGAUGCCUCAAACACUCUCUACGUUGAAGGACUUCCUCCAGAUUGUACAAGAAGAGAAGUAGCACACAUCUUUCGCCCUUUUGUUGGAUACAAAGACCUGAGACUGGUCAGCAAGGAAUCUAAACAUCGUGGUGGAGACCCAAUCAUUCUUUGUUUUGUUGAUUUUAUGGAUCCUGCAUGUGCUGCUACUGCAAUGAGUGCUUUGCAAGGAUACAAGAUGGACGAGCAUGACCUAGAGUCGAACUACUUGAGGCUACAGUUUUCUCGCUAUCCUGGCCCCAGGUCUGGCUUGCCGGGUCGUGGAAAGAGGUGAAUGAGUUCUCCCUCCUACAACCCAGCUCUAAAGGACACUCAUUUGUUCUAGCAAACCUGUUCGAAGCCAUUGUCAAAACCUAUCUCUUGAAGAGUGCACUUGCAGGAAGAAGCUAUUUGUUUCCCCACUUUGAAAGGCAGCUAGCAUCCGUGGUAGGGCUCUAUUGCUUAGUAUGUUAUAUUUUUGUCACGCUAAUUUUUAACAUUGCUAUGUUGUAGCACAUUAGGGUCAACUUAGGCAGAAAGUGAGGUGCCGAAAAAAUACCCAUUUUCUUGUAGCAAUUCUAACGUUAUUUUGUAUUGUUCUCUUCACAGUAAGAACCUGUUGUACACUGAUAAAUUAUCGUGUGGGGUUAGUUACUGGCAACCUGGCUGGGUAGCUAUUGAAUCAAGAUUUCAGGAUAGCCAAUUACGGCGAUAGAGUUAGUUGUUGGUGUUGAGAUUUCAACAAACAAAAGGAUAUCCAUCAAGGAACCUACCAGUGAUGUUCAAUUAAUGGUCGGCAUGGUCUGACCUGAUCAAGAAUCGGACAAAUUAAUACGCGAACGGAUAUGAGUAGGAAUGCCAGUUCGGUUUUGGUUUAUCGGAUUAAACUAAAACUGAGUAU